Molecule: messenger RNA, 3085 nt
Organism: Cinclus cinclus
Lineage: Eukaryota; Metazoa; Chordata; Aves; Passeriformes; Cinclidae
Gene: POMT1
Product: protein O-mannosyltransferase 1
Exons: 19
Coding region: 860-3037 (725 amino acids)
Biological process (GO): protein O-linked glycosylation via mannose
Cellular component (GO): membrane; endoplasmic reticulum
Molecular function (GO): dolichyl-phosphate-mannose-protein mannosyltransferase activity
Source: RefSeq, a predicted model, not a curated record
CCAGCGCCUGCGAGGGGUGACAGAGCUCAGGUGGGAGCACAGCUCUGCCAGGGGCUCCUGAAAAACCUCUGCUCUGCGCAGCGCCUGUGUUGUGUAGGCGGAGAGAAACCGGACCAGUGGCACCGCUCUGGAUGGUGGUGAUGUGCUCGCACCUCGCUUUGUUCUCACCUGAUCAAAGCCACGCAGAUGGAUUUGUUCUGGUAACUUUCCGUUGUGUUGAGGUGAGGAGGCACGGCACUGUUUCUGUGCUUUUUUCUGAUGUAGCUUUUAGCACUUCUGCUUUAACAGCAGCUAGACAUGUGUGCUCCACUAACCAGCUUUCUAAUGCAGAGGGUGUUUGGGGGAAUUUUCCUCUCCCUUCCCCACUCCAAAAGAAAUACCUCUGUUUACAAGGAAGUAACUUGAGUUUUUUUUUGGUUUUUUGUUUUUUUUUUUAAGCUACCUGAGGUCUAAAUAGCUCAGUUAGUACAGCUAUCUGGAGCCUGAGCACAUGGGUUGUCCAUCAGUAGCGUCAGAAUUUAGCCUGUGAGGUUUGCUUUGCACAAAGCAGAACACAGGCUGGAGAAUUAAGCUGCUGUGUUUCUGCAGAACCAGUGUAAGAAUAAACAAGGUUUCUAGCUUACUACUGCAGGCAAAAGCAGGGCAGAUGAAAACUGUCAGUUCAGUAAGUUUAUUUUUACAAUUGGUCCUGUAGAUAGAAUAGAAACACAAACAUGCAACAGAAUUUGGGGGAAUUAAUUACCAUGAGCUGUAGUAGAAAUUAGGCCUGAUGCUUUCUGUGAAGUGUUAAGCUCUCUGUGAGCCAAAGGUGACUGCUGUUCUCUUCUGCUCUCGAAGGCUCAGACAAACCUCUGACAGGAUGUUGGGAUAUCUGAAAGAGCCAGUUGUGGUCACUGCAGAGAUCAAUGUGAACCUUGUGGCACUGACUGUGAUGGGAUUAAUAAGUCGUCUCUGGGGGCUUUGCUAUCCACGGGCUGUGGUUUUCGAUGAAGUUUAUUAUGGCCAAUUUGUUUCACUCUACAUGAAGAGGAUCUUCUUUGUGGAUGACAGUGGUCCACCCUUUGGCCACAUGCUGCUGGCCUUGGGAGGUUACUUGGGAGGAUUUGAUGGAAACUUCUUAUGGAACAGGAUUGGAGCUGAAUACAGCAUGAAUGUUCCUGUGUGGUCCCUGCGAUUCCUGCCAGCCCUGGCUGGUGCUCUCUGUGUGCCUUUAGCUUACCAGAUUUUGGUUGAGCUGCACUUCUCCCACUGUGCUGCACUUGGGGCUGCUCUUCUGAUUCUCUUGGAGAACUCUCUGAUCACUCAAUCAAGGUUCAUGCUUCUGGAAUCAAUACUGAUUUUUUUUAUCCUGCUUGCAGUUUUGUCCUACCUGAAGUUCUACAAUUUGCAAAAGCACAGUGCCUUCUCUGGAAGCUGGUGGUUUUGGCUCCUGCUGACUGGAGUAGCCUGUUCUUGUGCAGUUGGAGUGAAGUAUAUGGGCCUGUUUACCUAUAUGCUGCUCUUGGCCACUGCAGGACUCCACUUCUGGCACAUGAUAGGAGACCAGAACUUGUCGAAUGUUUCCUUGCUUUACCAUUUUCUAGCCCGGGGUCUGGCCCUCAUCAUCAUCCCCAUGGGGCUGUACCUCUCCUUCUUCUAUGUUCACUUGGCUUUGCUGUAUCGCUCUGGGCCUCAUGACCAGAUCAUGACAAGUGCUUUCCAAGCCAGCUUAGAGGGUGGGCUGGCUCGAAUCACUCAGGGUCAGCCCUUAGAGGUGGCCUAUGGCUCUCAGAUCACCCUGAGGAACGUGCUGGGCAAGCCUGUGCAGUGCUGGCUCCACUCUCACACCAAUACUUACCCCAUCAGGUAUGAGAAUGGCCGAGGGAGUUCCCAUCAACAGCAGGUGACCUGCUAUCCCUUCAAGGAUGUGAACAACUGGUGGAUUGUCAAAGAUCCUGGAAUGCAGCAGCUGGUGGUGAGUAACCCACCCCGGCCCGUCAGGCACGGGCACAUCGUGCAGCUGGUCCAUGGCAUCACAACUCGCUACCUCAACACGCAUGAUGUUGCUGCUCCUCUUAGCCCACACUCCCAAGAAGUUUCCUGCUAUAUUGAUUAUAACAUCUCCAUGCCAGCACAGAACCUCUGGAGAGUGGAAAUUGUAAAUCGUGAGUCUGACACGGAUGUGUGGAAGACAAUUCUGUCAGAAGUGAGGUUUAUUCAUGUGAACACUUCUGCAGUGCUAAAGCUCAGUGGAGCAUCUCUGCCCGAGUGGGGAUACCGGCAGCUGGAGGUGGUUGGAGAGAAGCUGUCCAAAGGCUACCACCAGAGCAUGGUGUGGAAUGUGGAAGAACACAGAUAUGGGAAAAGCCAAGAGCAAAAAGAGAGGGAAGUAGAACUCCACUCUCCCACACAGAUGGACAUCAGUAAAAACCUCAGCUUCAUGGCAAAGUUCACAGAAUUGCAGUGGAAAAUACUCACAUUAAAAAAUGAAGACACAGAACAUAAGUACAGCUCCUCUGCCCUGGACUGGAUCACAAUGGAUACCAAUAUUGCCUACUGGCUCCACCCCACCUCGGGGGCCCAGAUCCACCUCCUUGGGAAUGUUGCCACCUGGGCUUCAGCUAAUGCUGCUGCUCUGGUUUACCUGUGUCUGUCCCUGUGGUACUUGCUGCGGCGAAGGAGGAAGAUUUAUGACAUCCCUGAAGAUGCCUGGCAGCUCUGGAUGUCAGCAGGAGGAGUCUGUGUGGGAGGCUGGGCUGUGAAUUACCUGCCCUUCUUCCUGAUGGAGAAAACACUUUUCCUGUACCACUACCUGCCUGCUGUCACAUUCCAGAUUCUCCUGAUUCCUGUGGUACUGCAGCAUGUGGGCAAUCAUCUCUGCAGAUCUGUGCUGCUCAAGAGCAUGCUGAGUGCCCUGACUGUAGCCUGGUUGUCCUCGGUGUACUUUGUGUACCGCACCUUCAGCCCCGUGACCUACGGGCAGCCCGCGCUGUCCCCCACAGAACUGCAGGCCUUGUGCUGGAAGGACACCUGGAACAUCCUGAUCCGAAAGCACUGACCACUCCAGCCUUGGGACAGCAAAAGGAAACACCUUUUGUGCAAAGCC